AUGGUCAGUGCUCUUAAAAAACCCGGCAGAUGCGAUGGAUGCAAAAAACUUAUUCUAAGUUCACAAGACAUGGGACAAUUGUUAGACGAGACCAUGGAGCAUUUCAUAUCUUCCAACAGUCUCAAAUUGUUUUCAAGGCUACAGAUAGAUACCAGCUUCUUGGAUUUCAACCCAGAAACAUGGCAGAYGCAGGCUUCAUAUAUGGAUGGCAAAAAAUUAAUAAACUCUCUAAAAGUAGUUAACGACACCGCAGAAAGAGCCGUAAAACUAAUGCAAGAUUACCAUGGAUUGCUAACCAUACAACGCAUACAAGAACAUAGGAAAAUGUAUCCGAAUUGUUCAAAACAAGCUUUUAAAAGCUGUAAAUAA
Bactrocera latifrons is the source of this 369-nucleotide messenger RNA. RefSeq lists its product as uncharacterized. Lineage: Eukaryota; Metazoa; Arthropoda; Insecta; Diptera; Tephritidae. The record is from RefSeq and is a predicted model, not a curated record. The transcript has 2 exons. Bases 1 to 369 code for a protein of 122 amino acids.